Messenger RNA from Physella acuta, 1901 nucleotides. RefSeq lists its product as uncharacterized. Lineage: Eukaryota; Metazoa; Mollusca; Gastropoda; Physidae. The record is from RefSeq and is a predicted model, not a curated record.
CGAUGCUACUCUCGACAAGAAGGGCAUGGCAGACAUGUUGGAAAAACUUGAUUCAAGCAAUCUCUAGUUGACACUCGCUAAAUAAACGCUUAUGAAUUUUCAGUCAUGAGGAUAUAUAAACGAUCAAACUACCAGUCGGUUACUCGAUUCACCCAACACACAGAGCUAAGAUGGUCCGAAAAGUUUCUUAUCGAGAUGGAUACCAUCUUAUCUCUUUCAUGGUCUGUCUCUGUUCAAGCCUUUGUCCUCCUGGUUAAUGUAAUAGCCCUAGCGAUUUGCGAGUGCAAAUUGUUACUAGACUAUUUACAAAGCUAUAAGCACCUUUUCGGAGAGAAAGAUUGCUCGUGUGAUCUGAUAGCUGUUUCGCUUUCGGUUUAUUUGCUAGUAGUAGGCGGACACCUGGUACUAUUGGAGAAGUGCAUUGUCAAGAUUAUAAGAAAACUUCCAAAAGUAACAUUGGACAUGAAAAUGAAAGCAAGGCAUUUACGACAAGAGAGACGGAGACUGGACAAGAACUACAAGAAUAGACUCAAUCUGAACAUGGUCAUUCGACGUUAUGCCUGGCAAAAGCUUCUAGAAAACUCAUCCGAACAAACAAGAGAUUUUCUUACCAAUGUCGCGUUGGAGAAACGCUUCAUCUGUGAUGUGGACUGGGCUCCGCUGACCUUCGAUCAGAAGGUCACCAAGUUAUCUCCCAAGGUGAAGGACGAACCUACAAUCAAAACUCACCUCGGAGACAUACAGACAGGAACGAAAUGGGUGCCACUGAUGUCGUGUUACUAUGACAACCAAACCGACUGUAAACAAAGUCACGCUUUUAGAGGAUCACGUGACACGACAACAUGGGUGGACGUGGACCUGGAACAAUAUUACAGGGUCGACAAUGAGGUCUGUGUGAAGUUAAACCAGUUUGGAACCGCGCAUAGUUUACUAAUGGACGAAAAGGAUACCCUUAAUCUAACCAAGGUCAAAGGUGAAGUGUUCCAAAAGCUUCACACCUGGGAUGCCGACUCGCAGGUUGAAGUUGAGCCAUCGUCUCGAGCCCAUGCUCAGCUGUUAGCGAGACAAGAGUGCUCUGUAUAUGAGUUUGAGAUUCGAACCACUUUGUCCAACCCUAAAGGUGUAGUCCCUGUUACCUUUCAACACAAGAAGGUAGACAUCAUAUUUGUGGUAUUCAUUGAAGACUUCCAAAAGGCUUUUCAGCUUGUGGAAGAGGGAGGGGUUCUCUUUCAAAAAGAUAAAAGGUGUGUGGAGUUGAUUGAGGAGAAGUGGCUGGACAAAGAUGGCGUGGAGAACUCGACCACCCACCCCCAGAUCAUCACCCGGGGCUCUAUGGUCUGCCUCAGCUGGACUGACCAGAGAGUGGACAUCAAGACCAGUCCAUUGUCAAUGGACGAGUCCACUUCUGAUGGGGACCACAACAUGAACAAGACGCCCGUCUGUCACACUGAAGAAGACCCAAGCGUCGACUCAUUUGUUAUAGUUGAUUAGCCAGAUAUACUUUCACAGCUAGUAGAGAUACAGAAUAUACACUUUACCUACCCAUUAUAAAAUUCAUACGUCUUUAUAUAUAUACAUAUAUAUAUACAUUUAUUUAUUUAUUCAUUUAUUUAUUUAUAUACAUGGAGUGUUGGUUCAGAUGUCAUGUGUGAGUGAGGUGCAUGUGAAGUUGUUUAGGCUAUCGUCUAGUUUUAAUUAAUCCUAAUCCACUCCACUCACACAUACACAUAGUUUAGUAAAUAAUCUUUUCUCUAAUAUUUAACAAUUUAACUCAUAAUAAAUUAAAUUUAAAAAUUAAAUAAAAACACCCACUCACAAAUCUACCAAGUAAAGCAUGGUGUGUUUACUAUUUAAUUGUGUUUAGUUAUUAAACAUCUGUAUCCACUUGCAGCGUAAAUAAA